Anguilla anguilla (European eel) is the source of this 2105-nucleotide messenger RNA. It is a transcript of the gene rnft2, whose product is annotated as ring finger protein, transmembrane 2. Lineage: Eukaryota; Metazoa; Chordata; Actinopteri; Anguilliformes; Anguillidae. The record is from RefSeq and is a predicted model, not a curated record. The transcript is spliced from 10 exons. The coding region runs from base 185 to 1504 and encodes 439 amino acids. Gene Ontology annotation, biological process: positive regulation of ERAD pathway. Gene Ontology annotation, molecular function: ubiquitin protein ligase activity.
GUUCGUAGCAACGUUCCUUUCCACAGGAAGAGGAACAGUAACUAGCUUGCUAGCCAAGUUAGCUUAGGUUAGCUCUAAGCAAAAUAACAACAAUUGAAUUAAACUUAAUUCCUUGCAAGUGAAUAUAAGGGAAAAAACCUCACAAUGUUUUGGACUUGAAGCACAUGGAGACGAGUUGGAUGCCAUGCAGAGGAGACACAGCAGCAACACCGAUGGCAUGCCCCCUGAAAGGAGCAGGAGUCAAACUCUUGGAUCAGAGAGCAGUCUGGAUGAAGGCGGAGUCUUUGACUGCUUGAAACCAGACUCCCCCUCCCCUCAGCAGCUGUUCUCUGGCCUGGUGGGCGUGCCGUCCGGAAACGUGAGCUCCGCCCCCUUCCAGGCGGCCGGCCUGGUGCUGGGCUCGCCCCCCGAGGUCUUCAUCCAGAUGACGGCCUCCGCCAGAGAAGAGGGCCCCCACCGACCCGAGAGCGCCCCCUACCUGCCGCGCCCGCCCCAGCACCACCACCACCACCAUUACCACCAGCCCCCCCAGCACCGCUCCUCCCUGCUGCACGCCGCCACCUCCGCCGAUCGCCAUGGCAGCGGAGACGAGGCGGGCGAAGACCCCUCGACGCCGGCCCCCGCCCUGUCCGAGCUCCGCGCCGUCGUCUCCUGGCUGCAGAAGGGCUUCCCCUUCAUCCUCAUCCUCCUCGCUAAAGUCUGCUUCCAGCAUAAGCUCGGUAUUGCUGUGUGCAUUGGGAUGACAAGCACAUUUGCAUUCGCCAAUUCGACUCUCAAACACCAGGUGUCAUUACGGGAAAAGAGGUCUGUGUUUUCCGCUCUCUGGAUCCUCAUUUUCCUUUCUGGGAACACUGCGUAUAUCUACUACACAUUCGGCACUGAGGAGCUGCACAAUAGCCUCAUCUUCGCGAAGCCCAACAUCAACACCUUUGACUUCUUCGACCUGAUCUGGGCCGUGGGGAUCACUGACUUCGUCCUCAAAUACUUCACCAUCGCCCUCAAGUGCUUCGUCCUUUUCCUGCCGAAGAUCCUCCUGGCCUUCAAAUCCAGGGGGAAGCUCUACCUGCUGAUCGAGGAGCUGAGUCAGCUGUUCAGAGCGCUGGUUCCCAUCCAGCUGUGGUACAGGUACAUCGUUGGGGAGGACCCGUCCAGCAGCUACCUCCUGGGGGCCAUGCUGAUCAUAAUCUACAGUCUGUGCAAGUCCUUCGACAUCUGUGGGCGAGUCGCCGCCAUCCGGAAGGCCGUGGGGAUCCUCUGCAGUUCCCAGAGUUACGGCGUGAGGGCCAGCAACCAGCAGUGCACCGAGGCCGGGGACGUGUGCGCCAUUUGCCAGGCCGAGUUCCGAGAGCCGGUGGCUCUGAUGUGUCAGCACGUCUUCUGUGAGGAGUGCCUGUGUCUGUGGUUCGACCGCGAGCGGACGUGUCCCCUGUGUCGCUCGACGGUCGUAGAAACUCUGCGCUGCUGGAAAGAUGGCACCACGUCUGCCCAUUUCCAGAUCUACUAGCCCGCAAGACGGAGGGGGAGUAUCACCACACAAAAACAGCGCCACCUACAGGGGCUCCAGUCCUGGGAGGAAUCAGCUAUCAAAAUGUGAUGUUUGCUUAUGCAUCAGCUAUACACAAGCUCUUUACUGUAAACCAUUGUGUGCACACAGUCACCGUCUUGACUUUUAACUUCAACUGUGCAUUAGAGGAAAAUAUGCUACGACUUGGAAAUAGAUAGUUUUUGACUAAUGCUAUUUAUUGUGCUGUAUAAAUUUAUAUAUAUAUGUAUAUAUAUAUAUAUAUGUGUGUGUGUGUGUGUGUAUAUAUAUAUAUAUAUAUAUAUAUAUUCAGAGGGUAGUUCGCUCUCUUAAAUCAGAGGUGUAAUGACAUAUCUAUCAAUGACCAGUAUUGAGCAGAUUAAAAUUCUGUUCACCGGAACAAAUUGAACAGAACAAAAAAAAAAAAACAUUUCAUAGUGAGUAAUUUGUGACUAAUAACUUUUUUGCAGUCAGCUCAUGACUUUGACAAAGUUGGCUGUGCAUGGUGUUGUACAAUAUCUAAUGUUUUACAGUGUGUAUUUUUCAAGCAGUGGACUGUAAUUAAAACACAAAUUGAAAAUUU